Cornus florida is the source of this 1242-nucleotide messenger RNA. Its product is annotated as protein RGF1 INDUCIBLE TRANSCRIPTION FACTOR 1-like. The transcript has 4 exons. The record is from RefSeq and is a predicted model, not a curated record. Lineage: Eukaryota; Viridiplantae; Streptophyta; Magnoliopsida; Cornales; Cornaceae. The coding region runs from base 153 to 794 and encodes 213 amino acids.
CCCUGUCUCUCUCUCUCUCUCUCUCUCUACACAACAUUUUCAUCUGUAAUUCUCUAUGCAAAUUCUCCAUUAUCAUUGAGAGAAUCCAACAGUUGUCUAACAAAUAUUCACAUUGCUUUCAAUACCCAUUCUAUCAAAUUCAACUCUCAUAAAUGGACAAUAUGUUUGUUCCUCCAUGGCUAGAACCAUUGUUAAGCACAGAUUUCUUCUCUCUGUGCCGAACACACAGAGAUUCAGCGAGGAGUGAAUGCAAUAUGUAUUGCUUAGAUUGCAAUGGCGACCCAUUUUGCUUCUAUUGCCGAUCAUCCAAACACAAGGAUCAUCAAGUCAUCCAGAUAAGGAGAUCUUCAUAUCAUGAUGUAGUGAGGGUUUCAGAGAUCCAAAAGGUCUUGGACAUAAGUGGAGUCCAGACGUAUGUGAUAAACAGUGCGAGAGUGAUGUUUCUGAAUGAGAGGCCUCAGCCUAAAUCUGGGAAAGGGGGAGUUCCUCACAUUUGUCAAAUCUGUGGGAGGAGCCUCUUGGACCCUUUUCUUUUCUGUUCUUUAGGGUGUAAACUCGUAGGAAUAAAGAGAAAUGGGGUUGCAAACUUUGUGUUAGAGGCCAAGAAUGAGUUAGGAAUGGGAAGAAAUGAAGGGGUAUCAAGAAGAGUGAUGUCAUCAAGAGAAGAAGAAGAAGAAUCAGAAGAAUUGCUUCAAGGUUCACAACAAGACAUGUACCCUUCCACGCCACCACCAUCUCGUUCUAAUUCAAGGAGAAGAAAAGGCAUUCCACAAAGGGCACCCUUUGGGUCCUAAUUAAUUGAGUGUAUAUAUAUAUACCUUUAAAAUCACUUUAUACAACUCAUUAUUAUUUGGUUUACAUACCCUUCUUUUGGGGGGGGUCACUGUCCCAAAACAUAUUGUAUUGGGGAGGAAGGGACGGGGUGUCCUAUAAACAAAAGGGUAUGUUUCCCUUUUGGGUGGAAAGAAGUUGAAACAAAUUCUUUGUGAAGAAGCAAUAAUGCAGUGUUGUGUUGCUGUUGAUAGUUUGUAAAGUUGUACAUGCAGCUAAGAAAUUAAAGGCAAGGUCUUUAGGGGGUUGGAGUUUGUAGUUUUCUUGGGCCCACUAGACCACAUGGGCCUUUACAUAAAGAACCAACAUUUUUUUGUUUUCUUAAUAUUUUGUAAUGGGGCAAAUCAACUUUCUAUUAUUGUUACCUGGCUCAGAUUUGGGUCAAUGAAAAUAAUUGUGGUUCUUUCAUUG